AUGGAGUCCAGACUCUUCUGCUGGACCACUUGCUUUCUCCUGGUCGUGUGGUGCCUGCCAGUGCUACCCUGCCCUAGCCGGUGCCUUUGCUUGAAGAGCACCGUCCGCUGCAUGCACUUGAUGCUGGAUCACAUUCCUCAGGUGCCGCAGCAGACCACAGUCCUAGACUUGAGGUUUAACAGAAUACGAGAAAUUCCUGGGAGUGCCUUCAAGAAACUCAAGAAUUUGAACACUCUUCUCCUGAACAACAACCAAAUCAGACAGAUUUCCAGAAAUGCUUUUGAAGGACUUGAAAAUUUGCUUUAUCUGUAUCUGUACAAGAAUGAAAUUCAUGCCCUAGAUAAGCAAACAUUUAAAGGACUCAUAUCCUUGGAACAGCUGUAUAUUCAUUUCAACCAAAUAGAAAUGCUACAGCCAGAGACAUUUGGAGACCUUCUGAAAUUAGAGCGACUGUUUUUGCAUAACAACAAAUUAUCUAAAAUCCCAGCUGGGAGCUUUUCUCAUCUGGAUUCAUUAAAGAGACUGCGUCUGGAUUCCAAUGCUCUAGUUUGUGACUGUGAUUUAAUGUGGCUGGGGGAACUUAUGCAAGGCUAUGCCCGAAAUGGCCAAACUCAGGCUGCUGCUACAUGUGAAUAUCCCAGAAGGCUCCAGGGACGCUCCAUCGCUUCGUUAACAGUAGAGGAAUUCAACUGUGAGAGUCCUCGAAUUACCUUUGAGCCCCAAGAUGUGGAAGUAACAUCAGGGAAUACUGUCUACUUUACUUGCCGGGCUGAAGGAAACCCCAAACCAAAGAUUAUUUGGAUACAUAACAACCACUCAUUGGAUUUGGAAGAUGAUACUCGACUUAACUUGUUUGAUGAUGGGACACUCAUGAUACGAAACACUCGUGAGUCAGACCAAGGUGAAUAUCAGUGUAUGGCCAGAAACUCAGCUGGGGAGGUCAAGACACAGAAUGCCAUGCUCAGAUAUUCCAGUCCUCCAGCCAAGCCUAGUUUUAUAAUCCAGCCCCAGGACACAGAGGUUUUAAUUGGCACCAGCACAACUUUGGAAUGUAUGGCCACAGGCCACCCACACCCCCGUGUUACUUGGACUAGGGGCAGCGGAGAGGCCCUGGAUGGAUCCAGGCACCUGGCUACUUCUGGAGGACUAUACUUGGAGAAUGUCACCCUGCAGGAUCAUGGUCAAUUUACCUGUCAUGCUGACAAUAAUCAAGGCUCUGUUCAAGCUACAGCAAACAUAAUUGUACAAGCUCCUCCGCAAUUCACAAUAAUCCCCAAGGAUCAAGUGGUGCUAGAAGGACAUACUGUAGAAUUUCUCUGUGAAGCUGAAGGCAACCCACCUCCAAUAAUUGCCUGGACCAAAGCAGGAGGGCAGCUCCCUCAGGAAGGUCUGCAUACAGUUCUCUCCUCUGGAACUUUGAGAAUUGACCAUGCAGCACAUCAUGACCAAGGCCAAUAUGAAUGUCAGGCAGUAAGUCCAUUGGGAGUGAAAAAAGCAUCUGUCCAGCUGACUGUAAAACCCAAAGCUCUCCCAGUGUUUACUCAACUACCUCAGGAUACAAGUGUAGAGGUUGGCAAGAAUAUAAACAUUUCAUGUCAUGCUCAAGGAGAACCACAGCCCAUAGUUACCUGGAACAAGGCAGGUGUUCAGAUUACCGAAAGUGGUAAAUUCCAUGUCAAUGGUGAAGGCAUGCUAACCAUCUAUAAUGCAGGGCAAGCUGACCAAGGAAGAUAUGAAUGUGUGGCUCGGAAUUCAUUUGGCCUUGUUGUGGCCAACAUGUUUCUCACAGUUGUAGCAAUACAGGGUAGAGAAGCUGGCGAUGACUUUGUUGAAUCAUCCAUUCUUGAUGCUGUACAGAGGGUUGACAGUGCAAUUAACUCCACACGAAGACAUUUGUUUUCACAGAAACCUCGCACCCCUAGUGAUCUGCUGGCUCAGUUUCGUUAUCCGUAUGACCCAUUUACCGUGGAGACAGCAAGAGCUGGAGAGAUUUUUGAGCACACACUUCUGCUGAUCCAGCAACACGUGAAGCAGGGGCUCACUGUUGAUUUGGAGGGCAGAGAGUUCCUCUACAAUGACUUGGUGUCCCCACACUACCUCAGCCUCAUAGCCAAUUUAUCUGGAUGUACAGCCCACAGGCAGGUGCCCAAGUGCUCUGACAUGUGUUUCCAUCAGAAGUAUCGAGCCCAGGACGGAACGUGCAACAACCUGCAGCACCCCAUGUGGGGUGCAUCCCUGACCGCCUUUGAGCGCAUCCUGAAGCCUGCCUACGAGAACGGCUUCAACCUGCCGCGUGGGGUGGGCCGUGAGGCCCUGUCGGGCCGGUAUCCCCUCCCACCACCCAGGCUGGUCUCCACAGAGCUGGCAGCCACGGCCACAGUCACUCGUGACCAUAGAUACACACACAUGCUCAUGCAGUGGGGCCAAUUUUUAGACCACGAUCUGGACCACACAGUGCCUGCGUUGAGCAUAUCUCGCUUCUCUGAUGGGCAGCCGUGUAGCUCGGUGUGUACGAAUGAUCCUCCUUGCUUCCCCAUCAUCAUUCCUGACACUGACCCCCGAGGGACCCGAGCACCGUGCAUGUUCUUUGCACGCUCCAGCCCCGUGUGUGGCAGUGGCAUGACCUCCUUAGUGAUGAAUUCAGUCUACACGAGAGAACAGAUUAACCAACUCACAGCCUAUAUAGAUGCCUCUAAUGUCUAUGGGAGCUCGGAGCGGGAAUCCCAAGUUCUCCGAGACUACUCAGAGCCUCGGGGACUCCUGAGGACAGGCUUCCUGUGGAUGCGGUCGGGAAAGCCCUUACUGCCCUUUGCUGCGGGCCCACCCACUGAGUGCACAGGGUGGGAGCAGGGUAGCCGCAGCCCCUGUUUCCUGGCUGGGGACCACAGGGCCAAUGAGCAGCUGGCCCUCACAGCCAUGCACACAUUGUGGUUUCGGGAACACAACAGGGUCGCCACGGAGCUGUCUGCCCUGAACCCCCACUGGGACGGAGACACCCUUUAUCAUGAAGCCAGGAAGAUUGUGGGUGCUCAGCUGCAGCACAUCACCUACAGCCACUGGCUGCCCAAGAUUCUGGGGGAACCUGGCAUGAAGAUGCUGCGGGAUUACCAGGGCUACAACCCCAAUGUGAAUGCAGGGAUCAUUAACUCUUUUGCUACUGCAGCCUUCAGAUUUGGUCACACGUUAAUCAAUCCUAUUCUUUAUCGACUGAAUGACACCUUCGGAGAAAUCCCUGAAGGCCACCUUCCACUCCAUAAAGCUUUCUUUUCACCCUCCAGAAUAAUUGAGGAAGGUGGGAUAGAUCCACUCCUUCGGGGGCUAUUUGGUGUGGCUGCUAAAUUGCGGGUGCCCUCCCAACUGCUCAGUUUAGAGCUGACUGAGAAGCUGUUCUCCACCGCCCACUCUGUGGCCCUGGAUUUGGCUGCCACCAACAUUCAAAGGGGGCGAGACCAUGGGAUCCCUCCCUAUGCUGACUUCAGAGUUUUCUGCAAUUUGACUUCUGUUGAAAAUUUUGAGGAUCUUCAAAAUGAGAUUAAAGAUUCAGAGAUUCGACAAAAACUGAAAAAGUUGUACGGCUCGCCAGGUGACAUUGACUUCUGGCCCGCCCUCAUGGUUGAAGACCUGAUCCCUGGUACGAGAGUGGGACCAACACUUAUGUGCCUGUUUGUUACCCAGUUUCAGCGGCUAAGAGAUGGAGAUAGGUUCUGGUAUGAGAACCCCGGGGUGUUCACUCCCGCACAGCUCACUCAGCUAAAGCAGGCGUCACUGGGCCGCGUGCUCUGUGACAAUGGUGACAACAUCCAGCAAGUCCAGGCCGAUGUCUUCGUGAAGGCACAAUACCCGCAGGAUUACCUGAGCUGCAGUGAGAUACCUCAGGUCGAUCUGCGAGUGUGGCAAGACUGCUGUGAAGACUGUAGGAGUAGAGGACAGUUAAGAGCAUUCACACAAGAAUCUCGAAAGAAACGCUCUGCUCAAUACAGCUAUCUUGAUGAGAAAGAUAAGGACUUAAGUGAUCUAAUCAGUAGGCAACAAAGUCACUUGUACAUUGAUGAAGAUGGUAGAAACGUGACACUUCUGGCAAAAGCAAAGUUUGCCCAAGAUUUCAGCAAUUUUGCAGUGGAAAUUCAAAAAACCAUCAAAGCUCUCAGAGAACAGAUAAACAAGCUGGAGGCACGUCUCAGGCAGGCGGGAUGCACAGAUGAUAAAGGGAUGCGAAGAAAAGACAAUGAACACUGGAUGAAAGAAGACUGCAUUAGCUGUAUGUGUAAGAGUGGCCAGGUCACCUGUAUGGUGGAGACUUGUCCUCUGGCUCCAUGUCUCAGUCUUGAAUUGGUGAAAGGAACCUGCUGUCCAGUUUGCAGAGACACGGGAAUGCCAGCUGAUUCCCCAGAGAACCGCUAA
Messenger RNA from Odobenus rosmarus divergens (Pacific walrus), 4401 nucleotides. It is a transcript of the gene PXDNL, whose product is annotated as peroxidasin homolog (Drosophila)-like. The record is from RefSeq and is a predicted model, not a curated record. The transcript is spliced from 23 exons. Bases 1 to 4401 code for a protein of 1466 amino acids. Lineage: Eukaryota; Metazoa; Chordata; Mammalia; Carnivora; Odobenidae. Gene Ontology annotation, molecular function: protein binding; peroxidase activity; heme binding. Gene Ontology annotation, biological process: response to oxidative stress.